Messenger RNA from Phacochoerus africanus (Common warthog), 861 nucleotides. RefSeq names its product keratin-associated protein 26-1. Gene Ontology annotation, cellular component: keratin filament. The coding region runs from base 44 to 595 and encodes 183 amino acids. NCBI's taxonomy places the organism in Eukaryota, Metazoa, Chordata, Mammalia, Artiodactyla, Suidae. The transcript has a single exon. Gene Ontology annotation, molecular function: structural molecule activity. The record is from RefSeq and is a predicted model, not a curated record.
UCACUUCUUUCUAUCAACAGCCACCUGCUCCCGAAAUCUCACUAUGGCUUGCCACAACUACUGCUCAGGAAACUACAGCUUGGGAUCCCUCAGAAAUCCUUGUCAUAUCCCUCUCUCCUCAUCCAUUGCCCUCUGCUCUACAAAUGUGAGUGGUGGCGAUGUCCUUUGCGUGCCCAGUAGCUGUCAAGACCAUACCUGGAUCCUGAACAAUGGCCAAGAGACCUGCAGUGAACCUGCCAGCUGCCAGCCAGCCAGCUGUGAGCCCAGCAACUGUGAGACUUCCAGCUGCCCUUCCACUGCGUGCUACGUGCCCAGACCCUGCCGAGGAAUCAGUCUUCUUCCUGUAACUCACACCUCUGGCUCCUGCCUCUCAGUAUCCAGUAGACCUCUGAACUACGUGUUUGGCAGCGGCCGGCCCCUGAGCCUCCUCACUCGUGGAUACCGCCCCCAGGGCUGUUUGCCCUGUGGUCCUCACCACCUUAGCGUUGUGUCCGGCAGCCUCAGACCUCUGUGUCCCGUUUUUGGCGGAUGCCAGCCUCUGACACAUGUAGUCAGUACUUGUCAUCCAUCUUGCUCUUCCUGGGGAGGCCAGUAGCUUCCUUGUUCCAGCUAAUGAUCCACCUGAGGGCCCAAGACAAAAACGCAAACUCCAUGGACUUUUGCUUCUUUCCUAGUCCUGACUGCUUUUUCUUGAUUGUCCUGUGCCUGAUCCAAAGAAAGCUGCUCCUUUCACAUUUUAAUCUUUGUUUCCUCUCUCCUUAAGGUAAAAUGAUUUGGUUUACAAUGCUAUUCAAUGCCACUCAGGUGUGGAAAGAAUGUAUUCGGUGUGGGUUGCAAUAAAUGAGUUUCAUUCAGAAUUAA